AUAUACAUAAACAAAUGAUUGAAAGAAAGAUAGAUAAUUAUCCUUUCACAAAAUUGGAUUAUUCUUUCUUUAAUUCAGUAAUAUUCUUCAGUAGCUGUUGUAGCUGGGGUUUCUUUAUUUUUUAAUUUUUGGGCACUGCCCACAGGCAUAGAUUCUCUCAUUCAGUGUUGCAAUUAAAUCUAGAGCCCUCCAAAGCUGGGUGGCUCAGGAAUACAUGAAUGUGCUCUGUUUUUUGCUGGUUUGAUUCUCUCUGCUCAUAGAAAGAUUGCUUGCUUUUGUCAUUGUCUUUAUUACCUCUCUUUUUCAUGGAUGCCCUCUAUGUCUCUUUUUGAGUUUCUAGGCGGUUUUCGGCACAAUGUGCAGCUGGUAUACACAUACUACUUAGUGUUGCAUAUUCACAUGUAUUAUUCCAUUUUCAACCUACUUAUUGGGUAUAAAUAGACCACCAAUUUAGGUUUUUCUCAUUGCAAUCCCAGUUUUCAGUCAGUGUAGUAAGUGCUAUAGACUUUCUCAGGCGGCGAAAAUGAGCUAUACAAAUCCUUCUAUGGGGGGUUCUGGUAGUAGAACAGCUAGAAGAGCACCUGAAUUUGGGAGGACAUAUGUGGUGAGGCCUAAGGGGAAACACCAGGCCACAAUAGUUUGGCUGCACGGCCUUGGUGAUAACGGCUCGAGCUCAUCCCAGCUCUUAGAAAGCCUUCCUCUUCCAAACAUUAAAUGGAUAUGCCCAACUGCUCCUACUCGUCCAGUGACUCUACUUGGUGGAUUUCCUUGCACUGCAUGGUUUGAUGUAGGAGAGCUUUCUGAAGAUGGUCCAGAUGAUUUUGAGGGUUUGGAUGCUUCAGUAGCACAUAUUGCAAACUUGUUGUCCACGGAGCCCAGUGAUGUUAAACUUGGUAUUGGAGGCUUCAGUAUGGGUGCUGCAACUGCCCUCUACUCUGCAACUUGUUUUGCCCAGGGAAAAUAUGGAAAUGGCAACCCUUACCCUGUCAACUUAAGGGCCGUUGUUGGUCUAAGUGGCUGGCUUCCUGGUUCAAGGAGCUUGAGGAACAAGAUAGAAGCAUCACAUGAGGCUGCAAGGCGUGCUGCGUCCUUACCCAUUUUGCUGUGUCAUGGAACUAGUGAUGAGGUGGUCCCUUCUAAAUAUGGAGAUAAAUCCGCCCACUUCUUGAGCUUAGCUGGAUUUCGAUACCUUACAUUCAAAACCUAUGAUGGGCUUGGUCAUUACACAGUCCCUAAAGAGAUGAACGAGGUCUGCAAUUGGCUAAGUGCAAGGCUGGGGCUUGAGGGUCGCUCUUAAUUUUCCUAUUUGGAGCUAGCAAGGGUGAAAAUGGAAACAAAUAACGGUAUACAUGUAGAUGUGGGUAGUAAGUGGAUUUGGUUUUGUUGGGGAAUAUGGUAUAGAUGAAUUAGACUUCCUAAUAUUCGUUUUGUCUUCUUGUCUGCCCUAAAAUAAAGUUUCGGCUAUGUCUCUCUUUAUCUUGGCCAGUACUGUAGGCACCUAGGUGGUAUUUGUUUUGGUCAAAUCUACUAAUUAAGUUAUGAGCAUUUUGGUAUUCAUUUUAUGUGAUGAUCAAUUUAGAGGCAA
This is a messenger RNA of Cornus florida, 1585 nucleotides long. RefSeq lists its product as uncharacterized. Gene Ontology annotation, molecular function: hydrolase activity. The transcript is spliced from 9 exons. Bases 524 to 1297 code for a protein of 257 amino acids. The record is from RefSeq and is a predicted model, not a curated record. NCBI's taxonomy places the organism in Eukaryota, Viridiplantae, Streptophyta, Magnoliopsida, Cornales, Cornaceae.